GAAUGGAUAAUGAUAGAGUCAUCCGUUUGGCAUAUUCAACUAUUGACGUUAUGGACUGGGUGAAUUUCUUUGAAGAAGUUAAAAUUCAAGAUAGUGAUUAUUUAAUACGGUCGGCUGACGAUUCCUUACUGCAACAAGUUAAGAAUGAGUUGAUUAGAAGAAGAUGGUCACCUAACUGUGUAGACGAUAUUGUUUCAAAAUAUAAUGAAAGUAACUGGCCAUUCGGUAUAUCGAGCAAGUUCUACGACGUUGAAAAAAAAGAGUACCGUAUAAAAAAUUAUAUAUGCAGACGUAUUCCGGGUUUUCUCAAAGGCAAUCGAGAAGAAGCUGUCCUCGUGUUAGCUAUUUAUAAUAUACAUAUGCCUCUUAGCACGAUCUUUGAACCAGGAUUUGUGAUGUUUUUAAAGCCAGGAGGAUUGUAUUAUAUUGACCAUAGUAGUUAUGGUUUAGACCAAUCCUUAGAAAUAGUUGAAGUUCUUAGAUGGGAUUUGUUGAUAAUGUCACCUGACGGUUCGCUUCUGGAAGUCGUUGAUCAUAUACUUCGUCAUAAACGAUGCACACGUGGAGUUGCGGACGCUAUUAUAGGAAAGUAUGAUGAAAAAAGCUGGCCAUCUGGUAUAAGGGGCACACAAUUACAAAAUGACCAAAAGAAGGCGCGUUUGGUAGAUUACAAUUGUAGACGUGUUCCGGGUAUUCUGAGUAGUAAUCAAGAAGAAGCGGUUAUCGUGUUUUCUUCUGAUAAUGAGCAUAUGCCUGCUGAUAUGAUUGCUAAGCCUGGAUUUACGAUGAUAUUCAAACAGGGAGGAUUACCACCUAUCAUUGAUGAUGUUGAAAGUGAUUAGUUGUUGAGUGAAAUAAUAAGUGAUUAAUAGUGUCUUCUUUGUUUGUUUUUAUAGAUAUUGUUAGCAUAAAAAAUAAAUAC
This is a messenger RNA of Adelges cooleyi (spruce gall adelgid), 922 nucleotides long. RefSeq lists its product as uncharacterized. Gene Ontology annotation, molecular function: ubiquitin protein ligase activity. Gene Ontology annotation, biological process: protein ubiquitination. Lineage: Eukaryota; Metazoa; Arthropoda; Insecta; Hemiptera; Adelgidae. The record is from RefSeq and is a predicted model, not a curated record. The transcript is spliced from 3 exons. Bases 3 to 842 code for a protein of 279 amino acids.